Messenger RNA from Lineus longissimus, 3446 nucleotides. RefSeq lists its product as uncharacterized. Gene Ontology annotation, molecular function: ATP binding; protein kinase activity. Gene Ontology annotation, cellular component: cytoplasm. The record is from RefSeq and is a predicted model, not a curated record. The coding region runs from base 1 to 2856 and encodes 951 amino acids. Gene Ontology annotation, biological process: negative regulation of apoptotic process; cellular response to fibroblast growth factor stimulus; positive regulation of fibroblast growth factor receptor signaling pathway. The transcript has 4 exons. NCBI's taxonomy places the organism in Eukaryota, Metazoa, Nemertea, Pilidiophora, Heteronemertea, Lineidae.
AUGGCUGACAGGCGACCAUCGUUAAAAUUUCAGAUCAGCGGGAACAUUUCACCAAGUUUACUUCCAGAUCUCAAAGAUGCCGUGGAACGAUUUCAUUCAUAUAAGACAACACUUUUGGAAUGCUACCAUGGUGUCACCGAGAUGUUAAACAGAUUUUAUGAAGUACUCGAUGAAACUGACCCAGUGACGAUCAAGAUCAAAAACGAAAUCGAAACUGAGCUGAUGCCAGUCACCUUCCUCAAACGGGACCCUAUCAUCCUAAUCAGCGGACAGGUCAACAGUGGAAAGUCAUCCCUCAUCAACGAAAUUCUCGAAACCUCUUUGGUUCCCGUGGAAAGUACACCUUGUACCUCAAGGAUUGUCAAGAUCAAGUACAGCGAGGAGGGUUUCUACCAGAUUUUCGACAAGGACGGCAAGGCGAAGAGCGAAAAAAGGCCAUUUGGGCGGAAGAAGGAAAGGAAAUCUUUGAGGAACGAAAUCAAGCUACGUUCGGAUGAUUGUGUCGACCCUGAGUUUGGUUCAAAAGAAACCGUCGUAAUCGGUGUGAAAUCAGAUAUCCUAAAGCCCGGGAUCCAGAUAGUGGAUACGCCAGGAAUGAGUGAGAACGAGACACUAGACAAGAUCGUCCAGGAGUGCCUAGAUGGCAUCCUACAAAUUCUCAUCUAUGUGAUCGAUGCCAACCCAGAAUUGACAGAAAUGGAUGACAAGUUCUUGAAUUACAUCAAAGAAAAGGCUCCUCACAUGAAGGUACUUUUCGUUUGCAACAAAUGCGAGGAGAACGAAGACGUCGAAUUGAAGGACCUGCCAACACCAUCGGGGUCUGACAACGACGAGGAUGAAGAGAGACCAAGGGGUGGGCCAAGUGAUUAUCUGGAUCCCAGUGGUUACGACAUCGCUGAAGUGCAGGAUAGGCCUCCAAAAGGAGAAGGAGUCUUCCUAAAACUCAAAGACCGGGGACACCUACGGAGGGACGAAAACCUGACAACAUGUGACCGCUUUUUCCGGAUUUCUUGCACGGCUAUCCGAAGUGUACGGCAUGGUAAAGGUGGUAUUAUUGAAGAGGAGUUUGUACACGACUUCCAGAGAUUUAUCACUCAUACCAUUGGCCAUUUUCAAGACUGUGUCAAGGAACAUUUGUAUAACACUGCUAAUACUUUGUACGCGUUGGCAACCCGCGCCUUCGAUUUCUUCGUGUCAGAUAGGAUGCAGAUAGCACCAGCCCUGUGCAGCUUGGAACAAAAGAUAAAAGCAACAAAGCUUAAAGAGAAAGUUACUGUUGAUAAAAUAAUGGGUUACAUUGCGAAUCAAAAAGACAAUUUGCACGAAUCCAUUCGAAGAGUUAUUGAUGGGAAAAAAGAGCAAAUCAUUGAGGAAAGCGAAAAACUAGAUCUCAAAAUAUGUACUUCUCAGAAAUGGACAAUUGACACCAUAAGGACGUGCAGGAAGCAACUCACUAGAUUUCUAUUCGAGAAGCUCAGUGAGGUAGUGAAAUCGACUGGAGCCGUCAAUGAAAUACUUGAUACUCUCAAGGAAAAAGUGACUGCUAAAAUCCGUGAACUGUACGAUGACUGUAGAAAACUAGGUGGUCUUGGAGAUAUUCAGACACAACUCGAGUCAUGCUACAACGUCGUCAUUCUAUUCCCGGCAACCAAGUCGAACCGUCUUCUGAAGUUGACUAUCCUUACUCGCAUCGGGUUAACGGUCAACCAGUUUUUCCUAAGCCUAUCAGCUCCAAAAGAUGAACGUAUAUGCGACUGGAAAAGGAACACGACUCGGAAGCUUUUGGAUGGUGUUGUCACUGAGGAACUAGGGGAAGAAAUAUGUCGACAACUUGCAGGUCAAUUUGAAGCAGCGCAUGGUAGAUUUCUGCAGAUCAUAGAACUGAUUGAACUGUUCCGUCAGAGACAAAAUCGUGACUAUAAGAACCGCAUUGCAAACGUUCCCUUGCCACAUUUAUCUCGUACAACCUGCACACUUCAAGCAAUCAGUUCAGAAAUUGUAUACGGGGACAAUCAGGUUGUAAUCUCAGACUUGAUCAACAAAGUGUCCAGCCGUAGUGACGUAUUUCGAUGCUGGUACCGAGGUGAGAUGGCUGCUGCGAGACGAGUUAGAGGAUCAGAUGUUAUUCAACAUAACAAUUUUGCCGCGCAAAUUAAUUAUACCAGGUUACUCCAAUCGUUGAAUCACCAGAGUAUCCAGCAGAUCCUAGAUAUCUACCGAGACAAGAUGGGUAUAUUGUUCGCCAUAGUACCAUAUAUCGAAAACAACCUCUUCCACAUGUUAUGCCAGACAGUCAACCUACCACUCCGAGACCGUCUGCACAUCGCCUACCAGAUUGUUCAAACGUGCGGGUUUGUCGCUUCGAAUGGUUUCGUGGUGCAAGAUCUACGGCCCAACAACGUGAUGAUGAAUAACAACAUUCCAGUGUUGAACACUCUAAAACCUCUGUCGAUGGCAUUGGACACGCCCUAUCCACCACCAGACGGCAUGCCCCCAUUCCAUUUCUCGCCGGCUCUGCUUGGAGGACGUAAGGGCUGCUGUAAGAAUGUCACAUACGGCUGUGUUCUGCUUAUCUGGUGGCUUGCAAUGGGAAAGUUCGUUCGACCCAGGUUUGCCAUCACCACCGACUUCCAGGCUAUCAAGGCUGUCAUCACGAAAAACUUUCAGCUGGUGCGCAUGGAUAUAAACUACGAGUUCGCUAGAUCGACUGCUCGCCGGAAUGCGACAGGGGUCGAUGCUGAGAUACUGGACGACGUGCAGAAAUUGUUAGAUAUCAACAUCGACAGGCACUCGAAAAAUCUGAUGGAUAUUCAUGUACUCCAAAGCGAAAUGGAGCGAAUUCUGAUGGUCAAAUAAAAAGCCGUAACGGUCAGCCAGGUCAUCUUCUCCAUUGGACACGUCAUACGGUUGGCCGCCCGAUCGGCUGGGCAAAGGGGAUGAGUGCGGUGUCCCCCUUUGGUGAUUCUACGUGGAGGAUGAACCACCUCGUUUUCUGGUCAGAGAAUCAACAGCCUCGGGACUCGUGUCAGUGAAGGAAAGGAGGAGCAUGCCGGGCGUCUGUGUCACAGCGUUGUCAAUGACGCCUGGGAAAGGUAUCGGUUUAAACAGAUACAUGUAUUUUCUUUAUUUCAACCAAAACUAAUGGAUACAUAGAUACGUUUUAUUUACAGAGACACUUUUAUAAACACCGAUGAACACUGUCUUUUCAUUAUUGUACUAGUCCCGAAUAUGCCGACGGUACGGUUUGCGCAAACCGUACCAUCGUCAUAUCCGGGACGUUCCGAAGUGUCGUAUACCGCGGUCUGCUACGGGAGUGAUGUGGCUAAAUGGGGUAUACUUUAUACAGUCAAGCAUGCAUUGUCGGUUUUCCGGACUUUCACGAGUGCUGCCGAGUACAGGCGAAGAUGACCCCGAAUGCUCCACGUUAUAGGAGUAUACACAGCUGC